AUGUUUUCUCUUUUUCUUAUGGAAGAUGUUAUAAAUGUUGAAGCUCAUUUUAAAGAUGAGGAUAUAAAAAAUGUGAUAGAAUACUUACUGAGAGCUAAAUAUAUUGAUAAGGUGUUGAAAAAUGUUGGUUUCUGUGUGGGUCUGUAUGAUAUAUUAGAUGUAAAAAAUAAGGAAAUACUACGAGGAACAGGAGAAAUUAGAUUUAUAGUAAUUUUCCGCUUAGUUUUUUUUUCCCCUUUUGAGAAUGAAAUUAUUGAAGGAUUUGUCAAAAGCUCAGACUCCAACGGAAUAAUAAUAAGUUUGGGGUUUUUUGAAAACAUAAGGGUUAACUGUGCAAAUUUAAGAGAACCGAAAGAUGACAAUGAAAAGAAAGAGUGGUACUGGACAUAUGAAGGUAUAAAAUUUUUUUAUACCAAAAAUGAGUUGAUACGGGUGAGAAUUUUGGACACCUAUUUUAGCGACCCAAAUGACAUGAAUAAAGAUGAAUCAACCCCCUCCAUGUCUAUAACAGGUACUGUUCAACAGGAUGGAUUAGGCUUAGUUAAAUGGUGGAAUUAG
Messenger RNA from Plasmodium malariae, 558 nucleotides. Its product is annotated as DNA-directed RNA polymerase III subunit RPC8, putative. Gene Ontology annotation, cellular component: RNA polymerase III complex. The transcript has 6 exons. NCBI's taxonomy places the organism in Eukaryota, Apicomplexa, Aconoidasida, Haemosporida, Plasmodiidae. Gene Ontology annotation, biological process: DNA-templated transcription; transcription initiation at RNA polymerase III promoter. The record is from RefSeq and is a predicted model, not a curated record. Bases 1 to 558 code for a protein of 185 amino acids.